This is a messenger RNA of Ictidomys tridecemlineatus (thirteen-lined ground squirrel), 4849 nucleotides long. It is a transcript of the gene Cbln3, whose product is annotated as cerebellin 3 precursor. Gene Ontology annotation, cellular component: synapse. The record is from RefSeq and is a predicted model, not a curated record. Gene Ontology annotation, molecular function: protein binding. Gene Ontology annotation, biological process: maintenance of synapse structure. Lineage: Eukaryota; Metazoa; Chordata; Mammalia; Rodentia; Sciuridae.
AGGCGCGCUUCCUCCUCCCCAGUGCGCGCCGGGCCUUCUCUAGCCACCGCCCCGCCCCGCGUCCCCGACUCCGCCCAGUCCUGUCGCCGGCAGUUCUCUAGGCCACUCAGCCUUCUGGCUUCCCUUCCAGCUCUUGUUUGUCUCCCCGCCUUCGGGGUUCUUGCGUGUUCUGCUCAUUUGUUUCUUGGGAAAGAGGAAUCAUUCGUUGAAAGUUUGAUCCCUUGGCAUGAAAAUAUGGAAGAACAAAAAGAGAAAGUGACUGGGCCAGGGUCACAAGAUUGUGAGGCUCUUGGUGCAAGCCCUUUCCAUUAAAACAAUUGUGGGGAAAGACAGGACACCCCUCUCUCCUACCAAAUGGAAAGGUGCUACAGGGAAGGGCUGCUGUUUUGUGAGGGGUUUUGAAUAGAGGAGGAAAGGAAGGAGCUUUAGAACUGUAUCUCACAUGUUCACCUAUAUCCAAUUCUCCAUCACCCCAGGUGGAGCCUCCCGUACUAGUUCAUCCAUAGGAGCCAACCUAGAACUCUGGCUUAGCCUUUCUGUCCUGUCUUCAUCCCUCUUCUCCCUCCCAGAACCCAACUGCUGUCACUUAAUGUUCUGCCAAGGAGGAGGGAACUGCAAUGACAGCAGGAGUAACCGAGUGGGAGGCAGGACAGAGCUGCAGGACACAGAGGUAUGGAGAGGGAGGUCCAGAGGCCAGAUGACAGUGAGACCCAGAGAGAGGGCAGAGGAGCAGGGUGAGGGGUAGUGAGUGCCCAGGGCAGCAGAAAGGGGGCAGAAGAUAAGACACUUGUGAGCCGAAGAGGCACUCAGCCAUGUUGGGAGCAAGAAGACACUGGCUGCCAGAUCCCUUGCACAGCCUGGGGCUGCGCGUAGCCCUGUUGCUUCUGGCCCUGGGAGCAGGGUUGGCCCAGGAGGGGUCAGAGCCUGUCCUGCUGGAGGGUGAAUGCUUGGUGGUCUGUGAGCCUGGCCGAGCUGCUGCAGGGGGCCCAGGGGGAGCAGCCCUGGGAGAGGCGCCCCCCGGAAGAGUAGCAUUUGCUGCAGUUAGAAGCCACCACCAUGAGCCAGCAGGGGAGACCGGCAAUGGCACCAGCGGGGCUAUCUACUUUGACCAGGUCCUGGUGAAUGAGGGCGGUGGCUUUGACCGGGCCUCAGGCUCCUUCGUGGCCCCUGUCCGGGGAGUCUACAGCUUCCGGUUCCAUGUGGUGAAGGUGUACAAUCGCCAAACUGUCCAGGUAAGCCUGAUGUUGAAUACAUGGCCUGUCAUCUCAGCCUUUGCCAAUGAUCCUGAUGUGACCCGGGAGGCAGCCACCAGCUCUGUGCUGCUUCCCCUGGACCCUGGGGACCGGGUGUCCCUGCGCCUACGUCGGGGGAAUCUGCUAGGUGGCUGGAAAUACUCAAGUUUCUCUGGCUUCCUCAUAUUCCCACUCUGAAGACUCAGAUCCUUCGAAGACUCAGCCCCCAUCACUGCCUUCUACCCUCCCCUGUCCCAGUAAAAACAUCUUUGGGACAGGAAAGUGGUUAGGAGAGUGGUUCCCUCAGAUUGUCUAUAUCCCACCUCUUUGCAUGUGCCAAAUACCCAAGGUUAAGAAUAGAGAAGAGCAGAGUUGGGCAGCUCAGACCUGGCCCUUCUCACAGUCCACCCCUCAUCACUGGUUGCCCUUCUAGUCUCCUGCUACAUUUCUUUAUACCUGCAGCCCUAGAAUCAGGGCAAGGUCUGGCAGGGAGAGAGACUUGCACUAUUUUGCAGUUUUUGCUCCUCCUAUUCCCCUAUCCCAGCUUCCUGCUCAUCGCUAUUUGGAGACAGGUGGUGCAGGUAGGCCUGACAGGCUCCUACAGGGGCCCAGAUGGACCAGCCUUAGAGUACCCUGCAGGCUCCUUCCUGUGAAGAGUGCCAACAUCAUGGGUCUCAGCCAGCACCGUAUGGGCUGGGGUAGGAGGCUCAGCCACAAGCUAAGUAUGGGGAGGGCCACAGAGCACUCCACAGGGUUCAUGAGCCAGGAAGGGGCAUAUGCGUAGCCUAAACACAGUACAUAUUUUGCAUUUACUGGGACAACUGUCAGGCAGGGAUUCUGGCUGUACACUUAUACCAUGACCCAGAUGGACUCUGGCCCUCAUCUUCCCACCCAAGACUUGGGUGUGUAUGUUUGCUCUGGCUGAGAGCAGAUGUACAGAGCUGGAGAUGCGGGUAGAAGGUCACACGUGGACCAUGGAACACAUCUAUGACCAUAUGUCCUUUGCUUGACCACCUCCUAGAAUUACUCCACCUUUGAAGUCUGAACUUAAGUCACUCCACACUCUGACCACCACCUCCUUACUCCAGCGCUCUCACUCAUUUACCUUCACUGUUCCUCUUUCAACCUGUCUCCACUCUCUCUCUUAUUUUUAAUAAUCUAUACUGUCUUAUGCUCCUUCUUAAGCUUCCUAUUACCUGGUAUUAUAUAAUUUGUACCUUCAGCUACUCUCUGACAGUAUCAUAAGCUCUUGCAUGCUCACGUUCACGCUCACACACACACAUAUACACCCGUCCCCUCCCCCCGGCCUCUUUCUCUCUCUCUCUCUCUCUCUCUCUCAUCCCACUAUCCCAUUGGUCCAGCAUGGAUGAAUCUAUCAAUAUAGUAAUUACAGAAUGGUAAUCACUCUCCCUGUAGAGAGAAGAUGUAUUUGGGAUCAGGGAUUGCAAGAUAAAAGCAGAUGUGGUAUGUUGUAAAGAAAAUAAAUAUAAAACUAUGUAUUGCAGUCAAAUAAAAAGGAUAUAAUAAUAUUCAAGUUAAAUAAGAAAUGCUGAUGUGAAUUUAUGGUUUUAAAAAGAAAUACGGCUGGGGUAUAGCUUAGUGGUGGGACGAUGGCUAGCAUGUGUAAGGCUUUGGGUCAAUCCCCAAUGCUAGGAAAAAAAAAUUAUAAACACACAUGUACACACAACUUUUUCUUUCACCAUUUGGCAAUAAUUUAUGGCCAGGAAGACUAGCUUAAACAAGAUAGGAGAUUCUUUCUGUCUCACAUUGAAGAAUCUGCAAUUAAAGAGUUCAGGGAUGGAUGACUAUUUUAUGAUCAUCAAAGCCCAGCCUCCCUCCUCUCUUCUUGCGGUACUACUAUCUUUAGCAUGCCACCUCAUGACCCAAGAUGGCUCUAUGAAUGCCAGCCCUUACAUUAGUCUAACAGCCCCCAGGAAGUAGGAAGGAAGAAAAGGCACACCUCUUUCUUUUAAAGCAGCAUUCUGAAAGGUGCACCCAACAUUUCUGUUUGUUUUGUUUUGUUUCUGCAGAGGUAGGGAUUGAACCCAGGGGCAGGCUACCACUGAGCAAUACCACCAGCUCUUUUUAUUUUUAUUUUGAGACAGGGUCUUUCUAAAUUGCUGCAGCUGACCUCAAACUUGUGAUCCUCCUGCCUCAGGCUCCCAAAUAGCUGGAAAUACAGGCGUGUACCACCACAUCUGACCACACCCAACAUUUCUGAUUACAUCUUAUUGGCUAGACUUUAAUCACAUUUGUCCACACCAAACCAGGAAGAUAGGCUAGGAAAUAAUCUUUUGUUAUUCUAGGUAGUCAUAUCCAGCUCAUAGUCAAGAGUUUUACAUUAAGAAAGAAGGGGAGAACAGACACUGGGGAAGAUAAUUAGAAGUGUUUCAAAAUACAAAUAGGCCAGAUUGAUUUUGUUAAUUAUUACGGUAAAUUUGCUGUAUUAGUUUUCUAUUGCUGUGCAACAAAUUGUGGCAAACUCCUUGGCUUAGAACAGCCCCUAUGUAUUACCUCAGUUUCUAUAGGUCAGAAGUCUUGCAAAGCAUUGCUGCAUUCUCUGCUAAGUGUUUCACGAAAUCAAAAGCAAGGUGUAGGCUGGGCUGCUACCUUCCUUACUGGAAGGGAAGAAUCUACUUCCAAACUCAUUUAGAAUUCAGUUCCUUACCGUUGUAGGAAUGAUUCCUUGGGCCCUCUGUUUUCCUGCCAACAACUGAGCCACUUUAAUCUCUCUGAUUUCAGUGGAAAAAGUUCUCUGAGUUUAAGGAUUCACAUGCUUAGAUUGGGCACACCCACCUUAUCCAGAAUGAUCUCCCUACUUUAAGGUCCAUAAUCUGAAUUACAUAUGCAAAGUCCCUUCUGCCAUAUGACAUAACAGACUUACAGGUUCUAAGGAUCAGGGCAUGGACAUCUUCAAGACAUCUGUGUCAUACAUAGUCUUUAAACGUAAAGAUGACAUCUUGUAGAGAAAAGACAUCCAGCACAAUACACUAAACUCAUGGAAAAUGUGUGGGCUUGAAAAGUUCAGGUUUUACCCAGAAGGUAAAUCAGUUCCCAGGUCUCAAUCAAGAGUUCAGUGAUUAAUAAUCCAAAAUUUCCUCAGCAUUAAGAUAAUAUUCUUCUAUUUUCUAAAUUAAAAAUUUGGUCUGAAGUGAGGUAGUAUUCAUCUCUGGGGUCUAUCAACCCAUUUUUAUAAUAGUUUCAGGUGUAGGUUAAAAAUUUUAUACUCUUCUUGGGGCUGAGGUAAUGGCUCAGAGGUAGAGUACUCACCUAGCGUGAGUAAGGCACUGGGAUUGAUCCUCAGCACCACAUAAAAAAUAAAAUAAAAGAUAUUGUGUCAACCUAUAACUAAAAAAUAAAUAUUUAGGAAAAAAUUUUAUUAUCUUCUUAAUGAUGUGUUUGCUUUUCCAAAGUGUUUAAAGCUUUUACAGGAAUUGACACAUUAGACUGGCAGUUCUAUUGAAAUAUUUUAGAAGGACUCAAUUUUUAUGAUUAAUGUUUAAAUAAUUUCCCUUGUAACAGGUAUAGAUUUUGAUUUGUUGUUUAUAUAAAGUAUUCAAGUGUUUUGAUGAUUUCUGCUCAAGAAUGUUAAUGAAAUAUAGAGUUAAUAAAUAAAA